GCUCCUCUCACUUGCGAGCGGUUCUUCUUUCCCAGAACAGUGGGCGCAGAGACGCUCCACUCACUCCCAGUACCUGGGCGCAGGUCCCCGUGACUGAGAAGUCGCGUAAAAGUCGCAGGCAGGGGGUUCGAGCGCAGGACCACCAGGUGGAGAGAUGUACGGACCCUGGACGCGGAGCGUUCUGCAGACGCUCGUGAUCGCGGCUCUGUGUGUGUCCACAUGCACAGCCGAUGCAGACCUGCCCCAAGAUGGAGAGACGGAGGUCUUGGCGGAGGGCUUGGCGGAGGGCUUGGCGGAGGGCUUUGCCGAGGCACAGAGCAGGGGCCUGCCCACGUCAGAAGGCUACUUUCUGGAAUUCCUGGAGCCGGUGAACAACAUCACCAUAGUGCAAGGCCAGACAGCCACUCUGCACUGCAAAGUGAUGGGGAACCCCAAGCCCAGCAUCAAGUGGCUGAAGAAUGACGCACCCGUGGUGCAGGAGCAGGGCCGCAUCACCAUCCGCAAGACGGACACGGGUUCCAAGCUGCGCAUCCAGGACCUGGACACCACGGACACGGGCUACUACCAGUGUGUGGCCUCCAACAGCGUCAAGGCCAUCUCUGCCACAGGGGUUCUCUACGUCCGACUGGGGCAGUCCCCAACUCCCGGUCCAGAUGACCCGACCCACGAAAAGGGCUUCUGCCAGCCGUACCGCGGCGUUGCCUGCGCUCGCUUCAUUGGGAACAGGAGCAUCUACGUGGAGUCCCUGCAGAUGCAGGGAGAGAGCGAGAACCGCAUCACAGCGGCCUUCACCAUGAUCGGUACGUCCCCGCACCUGUCAGACCAGUGCUCCCAGUUUGCCAUCCCAUCCUUCUGCCACUACGUAUUCCCGCUGUGUGAGGAGGGGGCACGGGGGCCGCGUCGACGCCAGCUGUGCCGGGACGAGUGCGAGGCGCUGGAGAGCAACCUGUGCCGCGCUGAGUACACCAUCGCCCGAUCAGAUCCGCACAUCCUGAUGCAGCUGGAACUGCCCAGCUGCCACCUGUUGCCCCACCCAGGUUCACCCGAUGCCGCCAACUGCAUGCGGAUUGGUGUGCCUGAGGACAAGCUGGUGGCAUAUUCUCCUCCAGAUCACAACUGCUACAAUGGCAGCGGGGCCGACUACAGGGGUACGGUGAGUGUGACCAAGUCUGGCUACCAGUGUCAGGCCUGGAGCUCGCAGUAUCCCCAUAGCCACCACCUGUCCCUCACCGAGUUCCCGGAGCUCAGGGGGGGCCACAACUUCUGCCGUAACCCUGGAGGUCACAUGGAGGGGCCCUGGUGCUUCACGCUAGACCGUCACGUGAAGGUGGACCUCUGCGACAUCCGUCCCUGUAAACCCCCUGAGAACGUGAAAAAGGACAUUCUGUACAUCCUUAUCCCCAGUAUUGCCAUUCCCCUGGUCAUCGCCUGCCUCUUCUUCCUCGUGUGCAUGUGCCGGAACAAGCAGAAGGAGUCCUCGGGCACACCCCCACGCCGGCAGCUGACCGCCUCACCGAGCCAGGACAUGGAGCUUCCCCUCCUGAACCAGCACAAACACCCGGCCAAACUGCGAGAGAUCAACCUGUCGGCGGUACGCUUCAUGGAGGAAUUGGGAGAAGACCGCUUCGGGAAGGUGUACAAGGGUCACCUAUACAGCACGGCCCCCGGUGAACAGACACAAGUGGUCGCCAUCAAAACCGUGAAAGACAAGGAUGACGGAACACUUCGAGAGGAGUUCCGCCAUGAGGCCAUGCUUAGGUCUCGCCUCCAGCACCCCAAUAUCGUCUGUCUCCUGGGAGUCGUCACCAAAGAGCAGCCCAUGAGCAUGAUUUUCAGCUACUCCGGGCACGGUGACCUGCACGAGUUCCUGGUGAUGCGGUCGCCUCACUCGGAUGUGGGAAGCUCGGACGAUGACAAGACAGUGAAGUCAACCUUAGAGCAGGCAGACUUCCUGCACAUUGUGACACAGGUGGCAGCUGGGAUGGAGUACCUGUCCAGCCAUCACGUGGUGCACAAGGACCUGGCUACUCGCAACAUCCUAGUCUGCGACAAACUCAACGUCAAGAUCUUGGACCUGGGCAUCUUCCGUGAGGUCUACGCUGCAGACUACUAUAAGCUCAUGGGCACUAGCCCCUUCCCCAUCCGGUGGAUGUCUCCAGAGGCCAUCGUGUACGGCAAGUUCUCCACAGAUUCUGACAUCUGGUCCUAUGGGGUGGUGCUGUGGGAGGUCUUCAGCUAUGGCCUGCAGCCCUACUGCGGCUACUCCAACCAAGAUGUCAUCGAGAUGGUGCGCAACCGACAGGUUCUCUCCUGCCCAGACGACUGCCCAGCCUGGAUCUACACCCUCAUGCUGGAGUGCUGGAGCGAGUUCCCGGCCCGGAGACCCCGCUUUAAAGACAUCCACACCCGGCUGCGCACUUGGGAGAGCCUGUCCAACUACAACAGCUCUGCGCAAACCUCAGGUGCCAGCAACACCACCCAGACCAGCUCGCUGAGCACCAGUCCUGUCAGCAACAUUAGUGCCACCCGCUACCCCAAUCCUAAGCCCAAGACCUCACCCUUCCCACAGCCCCAGUUCAUGCCCAUGAAGGGCCAGAUGCGGCCAAUGGUGCCUCCACAGCUUUACAUUCCUGUCAAUGGCUACCAGCCCAUGCCAGCCUACCCUUACCCCUACCCCCAGAACUUCUACCCCAUGCAGAUCCCCAUGCAGAUGCCCCCACAGCAGAUGCACCCACCAAUGGUGCCCAAGGCUGGCUCGCACCACAGCGGCAGCGGCUCCACCAGCACAGGGUACGUCACCACGGCACCCUCCAAUGCCUCGGGGACGGAGAGAGCUGCACUGCUCAUGGAGGACACCAAGGGUGUUGAAGAUGACAUUGUUGAUGGGAUUUCACAGAGUGGCCUUCAGGGCGAGGACACGUCUGUCCCAGAGACUGAGCUGCUGGGUGACAACGAAAGCCCUCCAGUGGAAGACACUGAGCUCCACUCGGAAGCGUAGGGAGGUCGAGUCCCACAGGGAGCAAGGAUGAUCUUUGAACCAAGACAUUUUGUGGACUCAAACAAUACAACCUUUUAAGAAAGUGAAGGGAAUGCAUGCAGAAAGGAAAGAAUAACAAUGUUAUUUAUGCUUUUGCGGCCACUGGUACGUUUGUUGUGCAGCCACGUAGAGGGCCCUUUGUCUGGGUCCUGGCCUCAUGGAUUUGGUAACUAAAUCCUGAAACCUUCCUGUCACGGAGAUGCAAUGAAGAAUCGAGAUUUCCCUUGUGUGCCAGCCCUUGAUGUGUGGUGCAGACUGAUGGGUUCAAGGUUGGGGGAUGCGAUCUGUCAGAUCUGUUGCAAAGCCAUUCAGAAGAAUCUCUUUUCUUAUGGUUGCUGUGCAACACGAUGCGAAACUUCUUGGGGUUUCCGAAGUUGCAUUUUUGUAAACGUUUCUUUCUGAGUUUUACAUUUCUCAAUGUGUGUGAAGGCUAAGAACACUGCAUUUCGUAGCGACUGUGAGAAAGAACACGUGCCGCUGUGUUAUGCAGCCCGUCAGCUGGAAAUCGCACACCCUGGCAGGUUUUAAAAGCGGUUUCUGCCUCGAGAGACUGGAACAGAACUGGCUGGAGAGCUGAGAAAUUUAAAUGCAAGUCAGGCCAUUUUUAAAAAGUAUUCUGACCAGAAGAAAGAGAUGAGAUCACUGGUGGGAUUUGACUCUGUCCUGACUGGACGUUUCCAUGCAGUGGACUGUUAACUGCACACAGCGUCCAACCUAUCUGUGAUGAUUUCAGAUGUGACGACUCGGAGGUCAUUUAUCAUCUAAUUUUUAUCUUUUCAUACACAAUGCUUGUUUUCAACUUUGGAAUCCUGUUGUACAGGUUUAUAAUUUAUGUUUUAAUUUGUUUUCUAUCUGAAUUACACACAUUUAAAGAAAAGAAAAAAUUUAACAGUAGCCUUUUAUUUUAUGUUCCUUCCUUGGCAGGUUUUGCUUAGCCAGCAGUAUAACCUUUUUUUGUGUCCUAGCAACCUGGUCAUUGCUUUUAUUUUUCCAAAAAAAAUUUUACAGCUCGCCAAAGUGGUAAUUUUUAAUAAUUGUAAGAAGGUUUAGCCAUAUAUUGUGUAAUUCCAGCCACUUGGACUAUCCAAUAAA
This is a messenger RNA of Scleropages formosus (Asian bonytongue), 4129 nucleotides long. It is a transcript of the gene ror2, whose product is annotated as receptor tyrosine kinase-like orphan receptor 2. The transcript is spliced from 9 exons. The record is from RefSeq and is a predicted model, not a curated record. The coding region runs from base 155 to 2998 and encodes 947 amino acids. Gene Ontology annotation, molecular function: transmembrane receptor protein tyrosine kinase activity; ATP binding; Wnt-protein binding. Gene Ontology annotation, biological process: protein phosphorylation; multicellular organism development; cell surface receptor protein tyrosine kinase signaling pathway. Gene Ontology annotation, cellular component: signaling receptor complex; plasma membrane. NCBI's taxonomy places the organism in Eukaryota, Metazoa, Chordata, Actinopteri, Osteoglossiformes, Osteoglossidae.